Erpetoichthys calabaricus (reedfish) is the source of this 1401-nucleotide messenger RNA. Its product is annotated as olfactory receptor 1-like. The record is from RefSeq and is a predicted model, not a curated record. Gene Ontology annotation, biological process: G protein-coupled receptor signaling pathway. The transcript has 3 exons. Gene Ontology annotation, cellular component: membrane. Bases 403 to 1332 code for a protein of 309 amino acids. Gene Ontology annotation, molecular function: G protein-coupled receptor activity; olfactory receptor activity. NCBI's taxonomy places the organism in Eukaryota, Metazoa, Chordata, Cladistia, Polypteriformes, Polypteridae.
CCCAAUUAGACAUGCCUACCCUAUGAAUUGAGAUGAAAAUUCAUUCAAAAUUAUUUUGAAGUGUUUGUCUCUAAAUUAUUCUGUAGUGUUACCUGGACUGUAGAAGGUAAAACGAACGAACAUGUUAUAUACGUUUAAUUAAAUAUUGCAUGUGUCGUAUGACAUCGUAAUUGUUCAAACUCUCAAAUAAAAUAUCACUACAGCAUGAAGCUACAGGGGGAUUCUGCAUAUCACUGAAGAGAGGGAUACCGAUAAUUUCAGUGUGAGCAUUUUCAUGUUCCUCUGCCUCUGAGACUGCAGGAGGGGUGGCAGCAAGGGCUGUACAUGUAGAACUUGUGCUACCACACUGUGGGGUAGACUCAAGAGGAGCAUGGAAGAAAGAGGAGAAAUUACACUCCGAGCAUGAACCAAACCUCAAUGUCCGUGUCAGAGUUCGUCUUGCUUUGUACAAUCGACUCCCAGAAGAAAAGCUACACCAUUGUUAUGCUCACUGUAGUCUACUUGGUGACACUGUUUGGGAACGUCCUGGUAGUUCUGGUCAUAGCAAUGAAUCCUCAGUUGCAAAAGCCCAUGUAUGUUGGCAUUGCAGCUUUAGCAAUAAUCGACUUGGUUGGCAGCACAAAUAUUAUUCCCAAACUAAUUGCCGUUCUUUCAGACUGGGCAGCUAUUCCUUAUGGGCCUUGCUUGCUUCAGAUGGCUUUGGUGUUAUAUUUAGGGGGAGCAGAAGCCUUUCUGUUGGCUUUCAUGGCGUGUGACCGCUAUGUGGCAGUUGUCCAUCCACUGCGAUAUUCUACACUGGUGACAAAAAGAACCAUCUUGGCUGCUGGUAUAUUAUUGUAUAUGGUUCCAGCUGCUUUUGUUUUAGCUAUGCUGAUUUUCAUCACAGAAUUGUCUUUUUGUACUACUAAUAUCCUAAAUUAUUGUUUUUGCGAUUAUUCUUCACUAGUUAAAAUAGCUUGCAAGGAAAAUCCUAAAUAUUUUCUCACUCUGUCAGUUGGUUCUUUUGUGUUUGGCAUUUGUCCGUUUGUAUUUAUUUUACUUUCCUAUGCACGGAUUGCUUAUGCUGCUCUGAAGAUCUCAUCUAGUGAUGGAAAAAAGAAGACUCUGAAUACGCUCACCACCCAUCUACUGGUGGUGGGACUCUUCAAUAUUCCACUUGUAUUGUCCCAUCUCUUAACUGCAGUAGGAGUGAAGCUGUCUACUGAAUCAUACAACACCAUGAUAAUUGUAGCAAAUAUUGUGCCACCAAUGUUCAAUCCCAUGAUAUACAGCUUCAGAAACAAGGAGAUCCGUAGCAGCAUCCAGAAACUUUUCAAAAGUGCAAAAUUUUAAAAUAUGCCCCACAUUCUGAAGACUUCAGAUUUGGUGUAUGAACAGUGACUCCCAUAAUGCUGUAUUAUA